Molecule: messenger RNA, 1788 nt
Organism: Homalodisca vitripennis (glassy-winged sharpshooter)
Lineage: Eukaryota; Metazoa; Arthropoda; Insecta; Hemiptera; Cicadellidae
Gene: Dus2
Product: tRNA-dihydrouridine(20) synthase [NAD(P)+]-like
Exons: 7
Coding region: 349-1701 (450 amino acids)
Biological process (GO): tRNA dihydrouridine synthesis
Cellular component (GO): cytoplasm
Molecular function (GO): flavin adenine dinucleotide binding; tRNA binding; tRNA dihydrouridine synthase activity
Source: RefSeq, a predicted model, not a curated record
UAGGCAAAGCAACCCUUUGGACUGUAAACACCUAAAUUAAAAAUAACUUAACCUUAAAACUAAUGUGAAGUAAUGUAUUUUUAUCAUGAUUAAUUAAUUAUUUAAUGUAACAAAUAGGCUUGUAUAUCUUGUAAUACCAAUGUAUCAUUUUAAGCUGUUAAAAUUAAUUUUAAAUUUUAGUAAAAUUAAUAUGUAAACUAUAUCUAAGCUUUGCCAUUUGUAAAAUGCUGAGCUAUAAACAAGUGAAUAAUAUAUAACCUACAUAGAAUGUUAUUAUAGUACCAUUUUAAUGUAAAGUAGUCCUAUGGUGAAUUCAGUGUACAUUUCAAUGUUGAGUAAUUUUAUAACAUGAAAUAUAGGAUGGAUAAGUCAGAUUAUUACAGAGAUAAGGUGAUUCUUGCACCAAUGGUUAGAAUUGGUACUCUCCCCAUGAGGCUAUUAAGUCUUGAUUAUGGAGCAGAUAUUGUUUAUAGUGAAGAGUUAAUUGACUGGAAGCUUCUACGCUGUGAACGCAGAGUUAAUGAUAUUUUGAAUACAGUAGACUUCAUUGACACCUCUGAUAGAUCGUUAGUGUUCAGAACAUGUGAGAGAGAAAGAGGCAAAGUGGUGCUGCAAAUCGGAACGUCUGACCCAGAUCGUGCACUCAAAGCUGCCAAGAUUGUAGAAAAUGAUGUUGCUGGUAUUGAUGUGAAUAUGGGUUGUCCCAAAGAGUUCUCCAUUAAAGGAGGGAUGGGAGCAGCACUGCUACAGGAACCAGAGAAAGCUAAAGCCAUCUUGCGCAAGCUUGUGGAAGGACUUAAGAUACCAGUUACGUGUAAAAUACGAGUAUUUGACAGUGUCGAAGAGACAGUGAAGCUCUGUAAGGGUCUGGCAGAGAUGGGAAUCUCAGCAAUCGCAGUUCAUGGACGAACUCAGGCCGAGAGACCCCAGCAUGAUAAUCAUGCAGAUCGGAUCAGAGCUGUUGCCCAGGCUUUGUCUAUACCCGUUAUUGCCAAUGGAGGUUCAAAGGAAAUAAACCGGUACAGAGAUAUUGAGUUGUUCCGGGAAGAAACCAACGCAAGCAGUGUGAUGAUUGCGCGGGCAGCUGAGUGGGACUGUUCGAUAUUCCGCAAGGAGGGGAGGUUGCCCUUGGACACUGUGAUCUCUGCAUAUCUCCGGUACGCAGUGGACUAUGACAAUCCAGAUGGCAACACCAAAUACUGUGUACAGAAUAUGUUACGUGACUUGCAGGAAUCUCCUCUGGGGCGGACGUUCCACGAAGCGCAAACCAACGAACAGAUAUGUGCCUUAUGGAAUUUAGAUGAAUAUUGUCGGCAGAAACAGCUGGACUUUAGAGAGAGGGGAAUGCUGGGGAGGAGGGAACUGCAAGUGUUAGGAACCAAGCGGAGAAAGCUCAGCGGCGACGUGAUCACGCAGCGGUGUAUUUUCUUGAGGAAUCUGUACCCUGACGAUACGGACCUGCCUAAGACUAAACUGUUGACUUGGGUACGCAAGAAUGGACUGAGUCAACCUCAGUAUAAAACUGUGCAAGUGGACAAGUUGUUUCAGUCCAUUGUCACUGUCGGAUUUAAUAAUUACUCUUCGUCGUGCUGGGAGAAGAGUAAAAAGUGGGCAGAGCAAAGUGCUGCAAUAGCUUGUCUAAGUUCUCUUGGAGUAUUUGACAUCAAAACACUCAAAGAAAAUGGAACUAUCUUAGAUUAGCGGAGUUGAUAAAAUGGAAUGUUGGAGCGAAGAACAUUUCAGACUUCAAGAUAUUUAUUUUAUAUUAAUAAACAAUACUGUAAGCUU